Microthlaspi erraticum is the source of this 651-nucleotide messenger RNA. The record is from the annotation of a GenBank genome assembly. NCBI's taxonomy places the organism in Eukaryota, Viridiplantae, Streptophyta, Magnoliopsida, Brassicales, Brassicaceae.
AUGGAGCCUAAGGUUGAUGAAGAAGCUGGAAACAAUGGUGCCAAAGAAGUCAAAGUUGCACUCUUGAAGGAACAAGACUUUCCUGAAAUAGAAAGGAACACUUGGAUACACAAGGCAAUAGGUCAGACGUUUCAAACCACAGCUCAUCUAGCUAACCUCUUACCUACAGGGACACUCCUCGCGUACCAGGUCUUGUCCCCGAUUUUCACAAACGGCGGACGCUGCGAUCUAGCUAGCAGAUUCAUGACGGAGUUGCUAGUUUCCAUCUGCGGAUUGUCUUGUUUCAUACUUAGCUUCACUGACUCUUACAAGGACUUGAACGGAAACGUCUGCUAUGGAAUCGCCACAACCAAUGGCUUAUGGAUAAUCGAUGGCAAAGCUGUUCUUCCUAAAGAACGUUCCCAAAGCUACAAACUCCGGUUUAUAGACUUCACGCAUGCCAUCAUGUCGGUUCUGGUGUUUGGAGCCGUGGUUAUGUUUGAUCACAAUGUGGUCAGCAGCAGCAGAGCUUCUCUCAGCCUUGCCCGUAGCCGUAGGAGUCUUUUGCAGUUUGAUGUUCGCUACAUUUCCUACUACACGCCAUGGUAUCGGAUUCCCUCUCUCUGCUCAUUGCUAAACGAUGUUCUGACUCAAAAUGUAAAACUUUCAUAA